Pelmatolapia mariae (spotted tilapia) is the source of this 1265-nucleotide messenger RNA. RefSeq names its product CD209 antigen-like protein E. The transcript is spliced from 6 exons. NCBI's taxonomy places the organism in Eukaryota, Metazoa, Chordata, Actinopteri, Cichliformes, Cichlidae. The record is from RefSeq and is a predicted model, not a curated record. Gene Ontology annotation, molecular function: signaling receptor activity. The coding region runs from base 1 to 933 and encodes 310 amino acids.
AUGGAGGAGAGGAGAGAACCCGCGGGUGGCAAUUUUAAUGGUGGUUUUAAGGAAUUCAUUUGUGAAGAAGACUUCGACGACGAAGAGCAUCCUCCUCAUCAUCAAUCUAACAGGCACCAAGUGUCCAUGUUUACUAUGAGUCCUGGGAGACGUUACAGACUGGCUGCAGGGAGCCUGGCCCUUCUUGCUGCUGUUUUGCUGAUAGUUGAUAUCGGCCUGGGAGUCCAUUACAACAAACUCACAGAUUCUCACCUCACGCUCGAUGAUACCGAACGCAUCAGCAAAGAGCUGGUCGUCCUCCAGGACACUUACAAGACUGCAGUGGAAACCAUGAAGGACGCCAGGAAGCAGCUGGACAGCGAGAUGAGCCAUCAGACACAAACCAACUGGGAGUUUGAACACCAGACAAAACGAAGCAAUGACUAUAAAAGUCAGAUGGAAAAAAUCACAAAGGAAAUUGAAACCUCAAGAUCACGCUUAUCAAUGAUUAGCGAUGGCUGCAAACACUGUCCUGCAGGAUGGAUUUUAAUGAACUCUGUAUGUUACUACUUCCCUUUGAAAUCAAAUGAAAUCAAAACAUGGAAGGAAUCCAGAGAUUUCUGUCAGCUGCAGGGAGGAGAUCUUAUAAUCAUAGACAGCCAAGACAAAGAGACCUCGACAGUAAAUUUCCUAAUAAAUCAUCAAGCUGCCUCCGAGCCCCCGACAGGCUUCUGGAUUGGACUGAAGGAUUCCCAAGAGGAAGGGACUUGGAAAUGGUUGGAUGGAACAUUUCUCGUUCAAGGGUACUGGAACGAUGGAGAGCCGAACAAUCUCAAUGAUGAAGACUGUGCAGCCGUGUAUCCCAGAGUAAACUUCUUCAAAGCUUGGAAUGAUGUUAGAUGUGGAGUCAAAAUGAAAUGGAUUUGUGAAAAAGCGCCAAAAUCCAUGAGCUAAAAUUUUUAAUGAGGCAUACAGUCUUAGAUAUGCAAACACUAUCACCAAAUCACUGUAAGCAUUUAAUUAUCCAGUUUUCUUUAAAUCUUCCAGUUAACAUGUAUAAGGUGGUUUUACUUUGUCUUCAUUUUAUUUUCUGCACCUCUCACUGUUUCUUUUGCUCUCUCUCUUUAACACACACACACACACACACACACACACACACACACACACACACACACACACACACACACACACACACACACACACACACACUGAUCCUACUGAUUUUCCCUCCCCAUUCCUUUUAUAUAUAAUUUUCUUGAGUUUGUUUAAUAAAAUGACUUUACUAA